Molecule: messenger RNA, 2095 nt
Organism: Cuscuta campestris
Lineage: Eukaryota; Viridiplantae; Streptophyta; Magnoliopsida; Solanales; Convolvulaceae
Source: the annotation of a GenBank genome assembly
CCAUAAAGAUGGUUCCGUGCAUGUAAUGAAUACAACAAUAAUACAACAAAACAACAACUUGGCACGCAGGCCGUACAAAUAAACAAUCAACGGUUGCAACAGAGUUGCCAACAAAACAAAAUGGUAAUCCACGUCCUUGCUCCAGUGUCAGCUUCCAGCUUCCAGUACCCCGCAUCUCAAGGCAGUAGUAUGGUAGACCAAACCAGAGCAUGGAGGGAGCAUAUGUAGGUGGCAUCUCAAGCCCAACACAUCACUCCCUCUCCACGGACCCAAAGUCACAGACAAGCAAUCAAAAACAGCAAAACAGGACUGGGCAGCAGCAGCGUCACCUAGUCCAUGUGCAGCAUCAGCAAAAACCUGCGUGAAAACAGCUGGGAACCUGCCCCCUGCAAGCAAGUUAGGUUCCUGCAGUUUCCUUCAAGCAUUGAUUCCACGGCAAUGGUCCAAAGCCUUCAGUUUAUGGCUCCAACUCCAGCGUAUUCUUACAGCCCCAUGAAGUCCAAAACACCAGUUUUGAACACCAUUUUAAGGGGGAGCAGGUAUUUCCAGAAGUUGAGCUCCAGUUAUAAAAUCAGUUGGAGUUCAUGGGCUCUGAGUCUUCCAUGUUCACAGUCCUCAUCACAAUCAGAAGUGGGACUGUCCAACACAAGCUCUACACCCAAUCCAAUUGAAACCACAACGUGCUGCCCAAGUAUUGUACAGUCGAGUCCAAAGCAAGUCCAAAGAGCUCCAUGGCCGGGCACGCUCCCUUGUAUCCACACUACGAGCAACAUCCCCUAUCUGUUGUCCUAGUGAAACUGGGACGACGAGGGCUAAGUUCUGAGUUCACAAUGUCGUCCACCCUCGUCAAGGAAGACAACAAAAUGCCAAGAUCACCAGAGAAAACUCUGACCAUUCAAGACGGCAUAAAAUGAUUGGCAAUCAUCCUCCAACUGACCGGGUAAGAGUAUCGCUAGGAUGUCCACAAAAAGAGAACAAGAACCGGCGAGAUCCUCCAUCAUGCAUACCAAAACUACCCCAUCAUCAACAGCAUCACUCAAGCGAAAGCCGUGGACAUCAAGAACAGGCAUGAUCCAAAGCAAGGACCAGGAAGUUGCCCUAAGAAUCCCCUAAGCAGUAGGGAAAGCCACAGUAAGGGGUACCCCAAGGCUCCAAGAACAAUUGACUAAGGAACAACCGUCUUUCACAACAAAUUGAGCAGCUCCAUCAUGUACAGCCCAUACACAAAAAAGAUCCAAAUUCCAGGGGAAUGCAGUUUCAUUACUGCAAUACUGCCCAGACCAAUGGCAGCAGGAAGCCCACUGUCCAGCCGGCACCCAAAAUCAACAAAAAUGAAGCAGUGUCCAAAGCAAGGUUGAAACAGGCAGUCCUUCUAGUAGGCGCAGUCAUACCCAAGGCACAAACAAGGCACAAGGUUACUAGCUCCCUCCCCAACAAAACCACACAACCCACUUAUGUCAAGGGUUCAAAUCCCUACCUCAUGCAAAUGAGGUAAGGUAUGACAAAGUUGAUUCUUCAGGAGGUUGAGGGAGAGGUGGAACUUUCACAAAGACCAUUAUACCAGGGUAGAUGUUCCAACAAAAAGGCACAGCCCAAACCAUGCAAGGAGUAUAACCAGAGCAGCAAUCAAAUGGGUAGGCGACCCAUGAACAUGGACAGCAGACCAAAAGCCAUCCAGUCCCAUGUAUCAACCCAGGACACAUCAGGUAAUCCUUCCCGGCAACUAACCACAUCAAAAAGUUCAUACACACCACAAAAAACAGCACGAAGAAUAGCAGCACGGAUGCACAGCAGUUCAUUCCACAAAAUCCAAAUAUACAUCAACAGAGGUGUUAUUAAAAGAACAUAAACAGCCACAAAGAGUUGGUCAAGAAGCAAGCAAAAUCUUAGCAGAAACGCAGUCAAAUAUCUCGCUGUGAACAGUACAUACGAUUCCCAAAAUCCCAAAAUCGAAACAAAAAUCAAAUGAUGUUGAAAUCCAACUUCAAAGAGUGGAAGAGGAUUACAAACCGCUCAUAAUAUCCAAGAAUUAGCAAUCAAAAAGGUCUGGAUUGAAGUGAAUCAGAGAUGCAAAGCCGCGAGUGAACAGUAUCGG